AUGGAGGUGUUGAACAGAUUAAAGCUGCUGGACGCGUAUCCAAAGAUCAACGAGGAUUUCUACAGCCGUACGCUGUCCGGGGGUAUCAUUACCCUCGUUUCAUCUGUCAUCAUGACGCUGCUGUUCGUCACCGAACUCCAGAUAUAUUUGAAGCCGUCAGUGGCAAACGAGCUGUCAGUGGACAUGUCAAGAGGGGAAACCAUGCGGAUCAAUCUGGAUGUGACCUUCCCACACCUGGGCUGCGCCAUUCUCAGCCUAGACGCCAUGGAUAUCAGCGGGGACCAGCACCUGGACGUGGUGCACAACGUGUACAAGCGGCGGCUGGACAAGAAUGGGCGGCCCAUAGAGUCACAGGGGACGAAGCACGAGGUGGGGGCGAAGCAUGAGCCGGUGAAGCUGAAGGAUAAGCACGGGAACGAGGUGGACGAGAAACAUGAGAACAUGUGCGCCAGCUGCUACGGUGCUGAGGAGCACGAGCACGACUGCUGCAACACGUGUGACGAAGUGAGGGAAGCGUAUCGCAAGAGAGGAUGGGCGUUUACCAACCCGGAUUCCAUCGAACAGUGCAAGAAGGAGGGCUUCACGGAAACGAUCAAGGCACAGGAGGGCGAGGGGUGCAACAUGUACGGCUUCCUGGAGGUGAACAAGGUGGCGGGGAACUUUCACUUUGCACCGGGGAAGAGCUUUCAGCAGGGAGGCUUGCACGUGCAUGACCUCAUGCCUUUCCAACACAUGACCUUCAAUGUGUCGCAUGUGAUCAACUCGCUUUCUUUCGGUGCCAAGUUCCCAGGCCUAGUCAACCCCUUGGAUGGGGUGAAAUGGAUACAGGAGAAGGAUCCCGGCAUGUAUCAGUACUUCAUCAAGAUCGUGCCAACCCUAUACACGGACGUUUCAAACCACACCAUUUCAACAAACCAGUUCUCAGUGACGGAGCACUUUCGGCCGUCAGAGAUGGGUCACAGCCUGCCAGGCGUCUUCUUCUUCUACGACCUAUCACCCAUCAAGGUUCGCUUCACGGAGCAGCACACAUCCUUCCUCCACUUCCUCACGAACGUCUGCGCAAUCAUAGGAGGAGUGUUCACUGUGACGGGGAUCAUAGAUGCCGUGGUUUACCAUGGGCACAAGGCUAUCAAGAAAAAAAUGGAAUUGGGAAAGCUCAGCUAA
Molecule: messenger RNA, 1164 nt
Organism: Closterium sp. Naga37s-1
Lineage: Eukaryota; Viridiplantae; Streptophyta; Zygnematophyceae; Desmidiales; Closteriaceae
Source: the annotation of a GenBank genome assembly